Messenger RNA from Apaloderma vittatum (bar-tailed trogon), 1500 nucleotides. RefSeq names its product breast carcinoma amplified sequence 1 (gene BCAS1). The record is from RefSeq and is a predicted model, not a curated record. Lineage: Eukaryota; Metazoa; Chordata; Aves; Trogoniformes; Trogonidae. The transcript has 9 exons. Gene Ontology annotation, biological process: myelination. The annotation marks the transcript as partial.
AUGGGGAAUACACUGAGUGUCCCAGAGGAAGCUGAAGAAGACAAUACAUGCACAGUGAAGAGUUAUCAGGCUCUGUCUGACUCUCCUGGCAAUAUUAAAAAUGGAUCUGUUGCAUUUGUUCAGACUCAUUCUCUCGCAAUGAACGGUGAAGUGGAUGCAAAGGCAAGUGUUGCAGGGGAUAAUGCGGCCGUUUCUUCCCCGAAGACAAUAGAGCAGAGCCCCGUUCCCGAGGCGGGCGGGCAGAGCCUCGGGAGCGCUGCCAGGAGAGCUCUGCCAUCUGCAAAAGCCCACUCUGUCUUCGCGUUUUCAUGGUCUGUACCAGGACGUACUGAAGACCCAGCGACGGAUUCAUCCCUUGGAUCGGCGAAACUUGAUGUCAGCCCAGAGGCGGCCGGAGCGAACAAAGCACCGAGUGACAGGGUGGAGGUUCCCGCAGCAGCUGCACGGGAGGAAGGGGCACAUAAAAACCUGACCCCGGCCCCACCAGCAGCAUCCCUGUGUGACAUCGACCUCACAGCAUCGGUGACACCUGAGGGAGAGGAUGUGGCCGCCUCAAAGCCAAGACAAGUAGCCUUCUUUGACAGGAUCUUCAAGCUGGGGAAGGAAAAAGAAAGCAGUAAGACGCAAAUUGAUCCCCAGGAGGAAAGGCAGACGUCGUUGGAGCUCCCCGACGGGCACAUCACAGCGCAAGAGGCUGCUGGACUACAUAGCACAUCAGGCGGUGUCCUGCUGGGGAAGGAGAUAGAUGACUGCAACCAAAAAGACCUUCGGCAGGAGUCGGCAGGUGUCAACGGUCUCACUGCUGAACAACCUGAAAAGGCAGAGGUAAAACAAGACAACUCCCAGCCAGGUGCUGCAGCAGAUAACUCCAUCAUGAGUUUCCUUAAAACACUGGUGUCCCCAAGCAAAGCUGAAGCCAAAAGUGAUUCAGAAGACAAGGGAUCAAAAGCGGAAAAAGGCCAUGGUGGGCAGCCUGCUCCGAAAACAACGGCAGAAUCCCAAACGAAAGGAGCCAAGAAAAAGAAGGCAGAGAGUCCCAAGCUAGGACACAGUACAUUUAGUAAACUCUUUAGGCACAAGGCUGCGAAAGAGACCCAACAGACAACUAAUACCAAAAGCACCGAACAGCAGCCUGUUACUGCUGUAAAAUCAGACAAAAAUGUCCCUUCCUCUCAAGAGCCGCAGACCACUAAGCAGAGUACAAAAGCCCCUGAGCCUGCAGCCCAGCAGCAGCAGGUGGUGGCCACUGAAGUCCCCAGAGAGGUGACCAAGGAGAAAGCAUCCUCCACCCCUAUGCCACUGAGCAAGCUCUUCUGGAAAAAGGUAUGUCUGGAUUUUGGAGCUGAGGCAGAGAUCGUGAGCAAUGAAAAAGCAGACUCGCCUUUAGAAGUUGUGGCUCCUGACAAAGAGGAGAGUAAGAGCCCCGAAGCCGCAGAAGUGAAACCUAGAAGAGAAGAAAGCAAAACCCCCAAAGCAAACCUGAGGAAGUUUUUUAAACUG